AUGGCGGACCGAGGCCCUGGCACAGCAGCGACUGUGGAUCUGCUGAUUCUCGACUACAUGGUCUGCCUAUGUAUCAGCGGACUCCUAGAAGGUAUUUCACAAGCAAGAGCAUCCGAGGACAUUGAAUACUUUGCGCUUUUUGUUGAACAGCUCCACCGGCGGCUUGCCCUCCAUCACCUCGAAAGCCCCCUGCCCUGGGACCUAGAUUUCAAAUUGCGCAUCUUCUACAUGUCCAAUCUAUUUCUCCACUGGUACCCCCCCAAAGACUACGACAUGGGUCCCUUUGUUCCUCUGUCUGAUAUCGCAGUCCAUUUCUUGGACCUAUGCCUCGAUGCAGUCGCCCACGUAUCCCGGGGACGCUGGUUCGACCUCGGUGCUCACUUCAUGGUCCAUGCGAUGUUAGAAGAACAUGCGCGUUUCCCCGACCAGCUAGACGCACUCUGCAACUGGAGAACCAACGACAGUGAACUCGAUAUAUGGUGGGAGGUCAGCCGUAACUGGUUCCUUGGGCACAUGCCACCCCCAUUUGGUACGGCGGGUCCAAUGAGCCAAGCAGAGAUUAAUGAGGGGUUUCCCCUCCAAGCACUGCAGCAUCGUUAUGUCGAGUUCUUCGAGGACCUCAUGGAUGUACUGGAUGUGCCCCUUCUUCUUCAGCUGGAGCAAGGUCAGCUGGAAGGUUUGACUCGGGAGGAGACCCGACAGGUUCGAGAGUAUUGUGGAAUUUAA
Molecule: messenger RNA, 726 nt
Organism: Penicillium roqueforti
Lineage: Eukaryota; Fungi; Ascomycota; Eurotiomycetes; Eurotiales; Aspergillaceae
Exons: 2
Coding region: 1-726 (241 amino acids)
Source: RefSeq, a predicted model, not a curated record